AUGCAUCGCAUUGUCGAGGACUACAUCCUCCACGUUUACCCCGCCAUUCCCGUCUUCCAUGUCCCGACGUUUCGUAGGCAGUUUGAGCUUCAAAGGGACCGCCAUGAUCAACAAUUUUUCGGCCUGGUGAUGGGCAUAGUUGCCGUCGCCGUAGGGCUUCUGCCACGCAAGUUCAACGACUAUCGACUACAGCCAUCGUUCGCGCGCUUCGCCACUCGCCAAGAUGUAAUCGAGUGCUGCUAUUCUCGUGCAACUCAAGCGCGAGACCUCCGAUACUUCGACGAAAUUAGCCACACCAAAUGGGCCACCGCUUACGUUUUCUCACUGGCAUUUUUCCAUAUUGGCAAGUUCAACAUGUCCCGGAUUGUGGAGUGCGAGGCAAACCUAUAUGCAAGGCUCCUGGAAAUACCCCGGAUCUCGGCAUAUUCAGGCCUGAACUGCAUCGAGACACAGCUGCGGAAGAAAGCCUUCUGGCUAAUGUUCUAUGGUUACGUCCAUUUGCAACACGCCGACUUUCGGAGAGAGAGACCAGGCUUUAUUGACUGUGCCACUCUUCACGAGAUUGAUCUGGAAAGCCUCAUGCCUGUUCCGCAUGAUGAUGAGCAUAUCACAGAAUCUUCCUACGGCUCACCAGACCCGAAUGAGCCCUCCCUCGCCGCAAGUUUCAAUCUACGUUCCCAGGUGUUCUGGUGCGCCGUGAAAGAAUUGCCCAUACACGGUCGAGAGGCCCAAAAGGCAGUUCACUGUCAUUGUACUCGAAUGAAUAAUCCUGUGGAGUAUGAGAACUAUCUGCAGGCCAGGCUGAAAGAGCUGAAGUAUGUCCUGGACAAAGCGCCAUGGUAUCUACGUCAGUGGAUGGCGCAGAAGUCUCCCGAUUCUUCAGCUAGCAAGGCAAUUCACACACAAUAUUCUCAGAUUGAAAUCAUUCGCGUCGAUAUCCAUGUUACGCAUAUCUGGCUCCAAUCUGUCAUCAUGGACCAUCUCGAAAUGUACCGCGCGCAUCGAUCUGAAGCGUCUCCGGCAAGGCCCUUGACCUCACCGAGUGUGGCAAUGUCUGCGGAUGAUGCCGCAAACGCCGAGUGGGCUCAAAGAGAAGACCUCUGUCGACAGCUACUCCAAGUGCUGUACUCCGCUUCGGACCUGAGUCUCGAAACGCUGGGUGUGAUACUGGUGCAAAAGACCCGCGAUGUAGCUGUUUCGCUGCUCAAUUGCCCAUACGGCGAUUCAGUGGACAGUGUCGGCCCAGGCGCCCGGGCCAAAGCAUAUCUCGCAGACUUUUCGCGCAAGCUGGAGGAUUUGGACAAAGCAGAAGGGGGCAGUAGCCUCAGUGUACAGUCCUGGAUCGACACGGAUCGCGCCCGCGCCGGCGGCGGUAAUUAUUCAUAA
Messenger RNA from Cyphellophora europaea CBS 101466, 1386 nucleotides. RefSeq lists its product as uncharacterized. Bases 1 to 1386 code for a protein of 461 amino acids. Lineage: Eukaryota; Fungi; Ascomycota; Eurotiomycetes; Chaetothyriales; Cyphellophoraceae. The transcript has a single exon. The record is from RefSeq and is a predicted model, not a curated record.